CAGAUCUACAUGCACCUGCGUUUCUACAGCUCACCCAGGGAGCAGCGCCACAUCGUCAGGAUUCUCUUCAUUGUUCCGAUCUACGCCUUUGACUCUUGGCUCAGCCUCCUCUUCUUCACCAACGACCAGUACUACGUGUACUUUGACACGGUCAGGGACUGCUACGAGGCAUUUGUGAUUUAUAACUUCCUGAGUCUUUGCUAUGAAUACCUCGGAGGAGAGAGCGCCAUCAUGGCUGAGAUCAGAGGAAAACCCAUCGAGUCAAGCUGUAUGUACGGCACCUGCUGUCUGAGGGGAAAGGCGUACUCCAUUGGCUUCUUGCGGUUCUGUAAACAAGCCACACUGCAGUUCUGUGUGGUCAAACCACUCAUGGCUAUCAUCACUGUGAUCCUGCAGGCCUACGGCAAAUACAAGGACGGAGACUUCAACGUUGCCGGCGGUUACCUGUACGUCACCAUCGUCUACAACAUCUCCGUCAGCUUGUCUCUCUACGCGCUCUUCCUCUUUUACUUCUCCACCAGGGAGCUACUCCGCCCUUUCAGCCCCAUGCUCAAGUUCUUGAUGGUCAAAUCAGUCAUCUUCCUCUCUUUCUGGCAGGGCAUGUUGCUCGCCAUCCUGGAGAAGUGCGGGGCCAUCCCUCAGAUUAACUCCGUGGAGGUGUCUGUUGGCGAGGGUACGGUCGCUGCUGGUUACCAGAACUUCAUCAUUUGCAUCGAGAUGUUUUUUGCUGCGUUGGCUCUGCGCCACGCUUUCACAUACAGAGUCUACAUGGAUAAGAGUAUGGAUUUACAAGGACGCUGCGCCCCCAUGAAGAGCAUAUCCAGCAGCCUGAAAGAAACCAUGAGCCCUGGCGACAUGGUCCAGGACGCCAUCCACAACUUCUCUCCAGCCUACCAGCAGUACACCCAGCAGUCCACGCUGGAGCAGGGGGCGCCGCCGCCCCGUCUCCCGCACGCACGGCACUGUCGGAAGCCACGGCGACUCGGAGAAGACUUUCCUACUAAGCUCUGAUGACGAAUUCUAGAGCAACAACUAAUAAGACUGUUGUAGCGCCAGAUGGUACUUCAUCCUCCUGUGCAGCCAGUCCUCUUCAGUGAUUGGAGAGUUUGUUUUUUCUUUUCUUUGAGACUGAGGAUGUGGACCUUCCUGCAGAGACAUUUCUGCACCCAUACUCCUGAAGCAUCUUAGUCGGUGCUCACUCUUCAGGGUGGUUUUUAUGUUGUUUUUAUGCCAGAAGAUAAAGUGUUGUGUCCGUUUUUGGCACGAGUAUGUGUGAGUGAGCCGCACUCAGGCAGACUGAAUCAUACUCGACUUUUGGCCUGGAAAGAUGCUUAAUUUCACAUUUCAGUUCCAUCUCAUUUCUUUUGCUCUAAUGUGUCUUUCUCAGUGGCAAUAUGUUGUCCUCAUGGACGUUUGAAGUUAGUUUGAAAUGUAAAGGCUCUUUGGUUACCAGAUGUUUCCUGGUUGUGUUUAACAAAAAUGUUCCUGGUCAUGAAAACACUUCAAAAAGUAACACUUGAAUUUUCCUAAGAUCCUUAAAGUUUGAUUUAAUUGUUGCACUUUGUAUAGAGAUUUUAAACCAAGAUAUGAAUUUACAAUAUCCAUGAAUGUGCUGAAAACAGAAGACGUCGUUACUUCAGUAGGAGGCAUUGCAGGAAAACAGAUAGUAGUGAAAUAUAAAGUUAUAAAACAGAUGUUUAUCUGAUGUAAAAGGACAUCCUCACUGCAGGCUGGGGAUGGAUUUAAAGGGAAUCUCAUUUUAAAAAAAAACAUGGGUGAAUGUCAUCCCCGUGGAUCAAUGUUAUUGAUAUUAAUGGAGCAGACGAGAAGCAAAUAGAGCCGAUUAUAGAUCAUAAAGCACAUGUGCUGCAGCAGACUGGGCUGAGUCUGUUGGGAUUAAUCUGGAGUAAUUGGGGCAUUAUUUCAAUGGCUGGGUUUAAAGCUCGAGCUGGCCUGCUCUGGUGGUAGACUUCUGCAGACCAUGAUGUAGCUUAACUGGAUUGAGGGAAAACAGAAGACAAAUAUAGGUUAAGCUAACUUUAGCUGCCUUUUCUCAGUAGAGGAGAGUUAAACCUUUCCAAUGUUAGAAUACCCGCAUGAUCAAAAAGUCAGACUGAGAUUUACAUUGUAUGUGUGUUUAAGUAAACCUAAUGUUCAUAAUGAAUACAUAAGGACGAUAAAGUCCAUUAAAACAUGCUGAGGUUCUGCAUUUGACCAGACACACCCCCCGGUUAUGUUUUCUUUUUUUUCAGGUUCCAGUGGGGCUCUAGUAAAUGUUUCACAUUGAAGGACCUAAAUCUAAACUCUAAAUAUGCUCUUUACAUAUUAACCCGUUCUGCUUUGAGCUAUGGUAUAAAGCUAAAUAUCAUUCACAAACUUUAUGUUAGCAGAAUAAUAUGGGACAUCAUACUCUGCGUGGUGUAAAGAGAAGUUAAAUCUCCUCUCAGCUAAAAAUAACCUGUGCAGUGUGAACGUGCAGCUCUGUCCCUCCUGGAAGUCUUUUUCUCUGGAAUCAUCGUCACCGCAGACAGAGCAGCUUUUUUCUUUUCUUUUUUCAUACACAUAAUUGAAGUUCUUGAGUCAUCUGAAUGAGUCAUAGUGAGACUGCCAACGUGUUUACUGUAACUACUUUCACUGCUCUGCUGUAGCUCUGUGUAAACACGAGGGGGCGCAAGCAGGCAGACUGCUCAAAGCACACUGUCAGCCUGCUGCACAUGUGACAUGCUUGUCCAAGCAGCAGUCUGCCACUUUGUUGUCUUCUUAUUGCUCGGCGUGUUUUGAACUGGUAAAUACAAGCCUAGCCUCAGACA
Molecule: messenger RNA, 2810 nt
Organism: Labrus bergylta (ballan wrasse)
Lineage: Eukaryota; Metazoa; Chordata; Actinopteri; Labriformes; Labridae
Source: RefSeq, a predicted model, not a curated record